Messenger RNA from Belonocnema kinseyi, 1296 nucleotides. RefSeq lists its product as uncharacterized. The transcript has 6 exons. The record is from RefSeq and is a predicted model, not a curated record. Bases 1 to 1296 code for a protein of 431 amino acids. NCBI's taxonomy places the organism in Eukaryota, Metazoa, Arthropoda, Insecta, Hymenoptera, Cynipidae.
AUGAAGUUCUUCUUUGGUGUUCCUCUGCUUUUCUUCAUGCUUUCCUUUGCCAAAAUUGAAGAAGCGUCAGCUGCUUUUAAAAGCAUCUUCAGCAAAGUAAAUUCUUCUCAAGAAGAGAAAAAUAGGAUAGAUGCACUUGCCACUUCUAGACUCACUACGCCUUCGGCUCCGUCAAAUAAUCCAAUUUCUAAAGAGCAUGAGGCUCUUGAUUUGCAUCGAUCUCAACCUAGUGUUCGAAAAUAUUCUGAACAAACACAAAGAGCAGAACUUUGGAACAGAUUCAAGAUAAAGAAUAGCCAUUCUGCUCAAAGUGCUUCAUCUUCAAGGACAAUCCAACAUCAUGAGACUGAACACAAAAACCAAGAAUACUUAGGGAAAAGAGGAAAUAUCGAUAAAUCUGGACUUUGGAACAAAUUCAAAAUAAAGGACAGGCAUUCUACUCAAGGUGAUUCAUCUUCAAGGACACUCGAAGAUCAUGAGAGUCAACUUCAAAAACAAGAAUAUUCAAAGAAAGGAAUUAAUACCGAGGUAUUAGAUCUUAAGAAAAAAAUCAAGACGAGGUAUGAGCAUCCUUCUCAAGGUUCUUCCUCUACGAGCACACUUCCAAAUAAUCAGAUUCAGCAUCAAGAAUUUCAAGAAGAAGAACAAUCAGAAGCAUCGCAGCGACUAAGAAAGAACCCGUACACAAAAGAAGCAAGAGAGAUGACAGCUAAACUAGCCGAAGCUAAACAUCUUUACAAACAAAAAAUUAUAGACCAAAGUAAACUUCUUCAACGUCAUGAAGAAUCAUCUUUCCUGGAUAGGAGAGUAGAUUUUAGAAAUAAGGUCGCUGGCGAGGAUUCUGUAAACUUGCUUCAUAAGUAUUAUCCUCAUGAUCAUCCUAUUGUUGAACCGCAACUUUAUAUUCCGUCAGAGAAGCAAACUCCAACAUUGCAUGAAAUAGAUAAUUCGAUAACAAAAAGUGAUAACCUGAGGAGAAAGCCGAGAAGUCGAAAAAAUGCAAUGCAGAAAGAUGUUUCGGAUUCUCACAAUCAAUCCAGUCAGUUGCCUCAACUUCCAGAAACUAGUUACCAAAAUGUUGAACCAGGGUUAAUUUAUAAUCAUAAUGGCACCUUAAAUCCUUUUAUAGAGAAUCAAGUUUAUAGUUCUGACCCAUAUUAUCAAAAUCGUCAUCAUAAUUAUGGUCCUAAUAUCCAUCAUCAAAUGCAUGAUCCUAAUUAUGAUACUAAUUAUACUACUAAUCCGUAUUAUCUUUGGGAUCAUCAUGAAGAUGAAGGUUCUGGCUCACGACACUAG